AUCAUUACUUUCUUCUCAGGUUAUAAUCCUCGUAAGAUCGAUCAAGCGUAAGCAAAAGAGAUGGCCCAAAAGCUGGAGGCUAAGGGUGGUGAGAAAGGUGAUUUAUGGGAUGAUGGUGUUCACGAAAAUGUUAGAAAAGUUUGUGUAGGGCAAGGCCAAGAUUGUAUAUCCUUCAUCAAGUUUGAGUAUGUCGAUGGUUCUCAAGUGGUUGUUGGAGAUGAACAUGGAAAACACACACUCCUAGGAGUUGAGGAGUUUGAGGUUGAUGCAGAUGACUACAUCAUAUACGUGGAAGCUUUCUGUGAGAAAAAAACUGAAGAGACUAUCGUGGCUCUAAAGUUUGCGACUUAUAAAGGGAAAACCAAUCAGGAGUUCCAGACGAGUCCGGGGGUAAAGUAUGUUCUCCAAGGUGGCAAAAUCGUAGGGUUUCACGGGCGUUCGUCCGAUGUUCUACACUCUCUUGGAGCCUAUGUUUCUUUCCCAUCCACUCCUGAAUUGCUUGGAAAGUGGGCUAAGGUGGAGCAAAAAGGAGAAGGUCCAGGGCUAAGAUGCUCACAUGCCAUAGCACAAGUAGGAAACAAGAUUUACUCCUUUGGUGGUGAGUUCACACCAAAUGUGCCUAUUGACAAGCAUCUUUGCGUCUUUGACCUAGAGACCAAGACUUGGUCCAUUUCACCAGUCACGGGGGACGUUCCGCACCUCUCUUGCUUAGGCGUCGGUAUGGUGUCCGUUGGAUCAACCCUCUAUGUCUUCGGAGGCCGAGACUUUUCCCGAAAGUACAACGGUCUCUACUCUUUUGACACGACCACGAAAGAGUGGAAACUGCUAACUCCCGUGGAAAAAGGACCCACUCCUCGUAGCUUCCACUCUAUGGCAGCCGAUGAGAACAACGUUUAUGUUUUCGGUGGAGUGAGUUCCAAGGAGCGUCUCAAGAACCUAGACGCCUACAACAUCGUUGAGAAGAAGUGGGUACAGUGUGCGACUCCAGGAGAAUCGCUUAGCGCAAGAGGAGGAGCCGGGCUCGAAGUAGUGGAAGGAAAGGUUUGGGUUGUUUAUGGGUUCGACGGAUGUGAAGUAGAUGAUGUUCAUUACUACGACCCUGUUGAAGACAAGUGGACACAAGUGGAGACAUAUGGUGAGAAGCCUUGCGCGAGGAGCGU
Eruca vesicaria subsp. sativa (arugula) is the source of this 1160-nucleotide messenger RNA. The record is from the annotation of a GenBank genome assembly. NCBI's taxonomy places the organism in Eukaryota, Viridiplantae, Streptophyta, Magnoliopsida, Brassicales, Brassicaceae.